AUGAUCAAUUAUUAACAAAUCACUUAAGUUGACCUAAAAGCUAUAGAAAUGAUUUUUGCAUUGCUUCUACUCAGUUGUCUAACAUACAUUUGGUUUACUUUCAUAUCACUUAAGUUUACAAUCAUUCUUAUUUUAACUAUUAUUUCUAUUGUUGUCAUCUUAAAAAUUAGAUGGAUAAGAAUUAAAUAAUAAGGAUUCUUAAAUAAAAUAUCUGUAAAACUUAGAAAAAUAUUAUUGGAAAGAUCCUUAUUUGAUAUACUUUGUGAUAUUUGGUAUUUCGAAACUAUUAAGAGACAUGUUAGAGUAUUUCUAGGUCCAUUUUUAAUUAAAAAAACACCUGAAGAAAUUAUUGAAUCAUUUGAAGACAUCAAUCCAAAUUUAAAAGAAGCUAUUCUUAGAAAAGGAACUAUUAAUUUAUUUCCAGAACCUAUUAAAAAAGAAUUAAUAGAAAAUUACAUUAAAGAAGAUGAAAUAUAAGUUAAUUAAGAUAAAUAAUUACAUCAAUAAAUUAUACAACAACCACUUAAAGUUGAACAUUGGGAUAGAUAUGCAGAUUAUGAAUAAUAUACACAUAAAAAAAGAAGAAAUAAUCCAUAAACAUUAUUACAUGUUAUCUCUUUACUUUUGCAUAAACCAAUUGUUCAUAAAGAGAAUCAUAAACUUAAUUUACGAAAGUUUUAUUGAUCAAAUAUUUUUUUAGAUUAUCAAACAACACGAAAUCACUUUUGAUUGGAUCCAUCUUAUGUAUUAUGAUUUAGGUGUAUUUUUCAAAAUCAUCUAGAUAGAUAUAUAAAAAAGCAUUCACUAUUUUAUCUUCCAUGUCUUUAUUAGCAUUGGCUUCCACUGCUUUAGGAAUCAUGGCUUUAAGUAAUAAAAAAUAAAAAACAUUAUGA
Messenger RNA from Paramecium sonneborni, 893 nucleotides. Lineage: Eukaryota; Ciliophora; Oligohymenophorea; Peniculida; Parameciidae. The record is from the annotation of a GenBank genome assembly.